AUUUAGCUAACAAUUUGGAACAUCUUUACUUUAGUUGCCGUCUCUCACUCUGUCACUCGUUUUUUUCCCUUUUGGUACGACGGAAAUGGAGAAUAAUACUAAUAGCUACGAUCAGAAGCCGACCGUGAUGGUCACAAACGACGACGGAAUCGACGCGCCAGGCCUCCGCUCUCUCGUCCGCGUCCUCGUCUCCUCCAAUCGUUUUCGCGUCCUCGUUUGCGCUCCUGAUUCGGAGAAAUCAGCUGUUAGUCAUAGUAUCACAUGGCGUCACCCUGUUUCUGUAAAGCAAGUAGAUAUCGAUGGAGCAACAGCUUAUGCUGUUUCUGGAACUCCAGCAGAUUGUACUUCUUUGGGCAUCUCAGGAGCACUCUUCCCCUUAGUUCCUGAUUUGGUAAUCAGUGGCAUAAACAUGGGUAGCAACUGUGGUUAUCACAUUGUCUAUUCUGGCACUGUUGCAGGUGCUCGGGAAGCCUUCUUCAAUGAUAUACCUGCUGUCUCUGUAUCAUAUGACUGGGUUGGAGGUAUCAGCAGUGUUAGUGACUAUACCCUUGCUGCUGAGGCUUGCUUGCCAAUCUUCAGUGUAAUACUAGAUGAGAUUAGGAAUAAAAAUUAUCCUCUUAGAGGCUUUCUGAAUAUAGAUCUGCCUACAGAUGUUGCCAACCACAAGGGAUAUAAGCUGACUAGACAAGGUAAAAGUAUAUUCAAAAUGGGGUGGAGGCAAGUUACUUCUGAAAGGCAAGGAGGAAAGAUGUUAUCCUCAAUGGAAAUGGAGACGGAUUCGGCUGCAAGGACAGAAACUGAUACAUCAACAGAAGCAGGAGGACAUCUCUUGUUUAAAAGAGAGGUAAGAGGAGCCCAAGUUGAUGAUGCUGAUACAGAUAAGCAAUUUCUUCAGGAAGGAUAUAUUACUGUCACUCCUCUUGGAGCCCUCUCUCAGGCAGAGGCUGAUUUCCAGUCCUACUUUAAAGAAUGGCUACCAAGUGUAGUUCAACGGUUCUCUUCAUCAGCGUUAUAAUGCAGUUGAUAUCCCUCUGGAACUUGCUUAAGGGCCUGAUUGGAGAAGGACUUUUGAACUCGACUACUCCUGAAGUGAUCCUCCGGGUUCCUCUCCUCCCUUCCGUGCUCCGGAUUUACAUUGAAAUCCUAAGAAGUUCUAAUAUGAUUGAAAUCCGAAUAUUGGAUUUCGUUGUUGAUGUAUGUAUCCUCCUGUUAAUUGAAGAGCUGGUUUAAAUCUGCUUUACCCUAAAUAAAAGAAGUUCUAAUUUCACCA
Molecule: messenger RNA, 1270 nt
Organism: Theobroma umbraticum
Lineage: Eukaryota; Viridiplantae; Streptophyta; Magnoliopsida; Malvales; Malvaceae
Product: Survival protein SurE-like phosphatase/nucleotidase
Cellular component (GO): cytosol
Molecular function (GO): nucleotidase activity
Source: RefSeq, a predicted model, not a curated record